Messenger RNA from Lolium perenne, 375 nucleotides. RefSeq names its product ethylene-responsive transcription factor ERN1-like. The record is from RefSeq and is a predicted model, not a curated record. NCBI's taxonomy places the organism in Eukaryota, Viridiplantae, Streptophyta, Magnoliopsida, Poales, Poaceae. Gene Ontology annotation, biological process: regulation of DNA-templated transcription. Gene Ontology annotation, molecular function: DNA binding; DNA-binding transcription factor activity.
AUGGGCGUGCGCGCCCGCCCGAGCGGCACGUUCUACGCGGAAAUCCGCGCCGGCGGCGCUCGCCUCACCCUCGGCACCUUCGCCACCGUGGAGCAGGCGGUGCACCCCUACGACGUGGCGGCAUGCCUCGUCACCGCCGAGCAGCGCCGCUACCGCCAGCAGAUUCAGCGCCGCCUCGCCAUUGCGCACGCGGAUGAACGUGCCAUGGAGGCGUGGGCCGCCGCCUUCCCGCGGGACAUCCUCGACGAGCGCGCCUUCUACGAGCAGAAGAAGGCAGAUCGCAGGGCGGAGAAGGAGGCCAUUCGCGCGGGCAAGCCGUUCAUCGAGGUGCGGGAAGUCGGCCCGACAACCAUCGACGGAAACAAUGAUUGUUAG